Daldinia caldariorum is the source of this 1783-nucleotide messenger RNA. RefSeq names its product acid phosphatase/Vanadium-dependent haloperoxidase. Gene Ontology annotation, biological process: phospholipid metabolic process. Gene Ontology annotation, molecular function: phosphatidate phosphatase activity. Bases 395 to 1510 code for a protein of 371 amino acids. The record is from RefSeq and is a predicted model, not a curated record. Lineage: Eukaryota; Fungi; Ascomycota; Sordariomycetes; Xylariales; Hypoxylaceae. The transcript is spliced from 2 exons.
UACACAAUACAUAGCUUACAUGCCGAACCCGAAUUGCCUGAAUGUGAUAUGUGAUCAGUUUGCGCUGCGUCCAUUGUCGCACAGUUGAUGAGUUAUUAUAAUCAUGACGUCAACCUCCAAUAUACGACACCAAGGUUCAUUUACAAGAUGUUAUCAUAGGUACCUCUGCAUUUGAUAUUUAUACAACCAGCCAAGUUCUGAGAUAUUGACUUGUUCUGAACUCUGUCUCAACCUCGUACAUCACCACUAGAGAGCCCUUUGCCAUCGUCUGCGUUUCGGGCAUCCCCUUAUUGGGACUCGAACAAAGAUCUUACUCGUAUACAUCAUACUCGGUGUUCUCUCAAGUGACACUCGAUUAUACUAUAACCACCGCUAAAGUCGUAAACUUUCUAAUAUGAACUUUUUUAACCGCCGCCGUGCCGAUGCCGAUGGGCCGACCAAUGGACAUACUAACGGACACCGAGAUGGACAUGUCCACGAUACUCUGGGCUAUCCUAUGGCCGUCCGUCCCAGUUUUGGCCAGUGGCUCAAAGUCACAUGGCUCGAUAUUAUUACUAUGGUCUGCAUGGGAGCAAUAGGGCUUGGUGUGUACGAGGCUAAACCUGCUCCGACUCGAUCAUUUGCAGUAACAUUCUCUGACGGCGAGGUCGUCUAUCCGGAAUUCGCAUAUCCGCUGCGUAAGGAGAUUAUUCCCAUCUGGCUGGCAGCAUUCCUUGCGGCUGUCGUCCCAAUCGUCGUUAUUCUGUUUAUACAAAUCCGGGUGCGGUCGUUCUGGGAUGUAAACAACGGAAUUAUCGGGCUUCUAUACUCGCUUAUCACUGCCGCCGUCUUCCAGGUCUUUCUGAAAUGGCUCAUUGGCGGAUUGCGCCCGCAUUUCCUUGACGUGUGCAAGCCUGAUGUAGCACGGGCCAGUAACGCCCCUGGUGUCAAGGGCGCAGGCUACAAUGCGGCCGGCUUCUCGGGUAUUUACUACACUACGGAGAUCUGCACAGGCGACGAGAGUCUGAUCGACGACUCUCUAGAGUCAUUCCCCUCGGGCCACAGCACAGCUGCUUUCGCAGGCUUCGUAUAUCUAUCCCUUUACCUCAACGCUAAACUUAAGGUGUUCUCAAACUACCACCCUGCGAUGUGGAAGCUAGUGGCGAUCUAUGCGCCGGUGCUAGGCGCAACACUUAUUGCUGGGGCACUGACCAUCGACGAGUUCCACAACUGGUACGACGUGGUAGCGGGCGGUAUCAUUGGUACCGUUAUGGCCUUCUCUGCAUACCGUAUGUGCUACGCUGCUAUUUGGGAUUGGCGCUGGAACCACGUUCCCCUCCACCGCGGCCAGCCUUGCCUUUACACCUACGACGGCGUCGAGCUUCUCGAUGCACUGUGGACGCGCAAGGCCGGAUGGGGCGCCGGAGCCUCGAGUUAUGGCCAAAAUGCACGCGCUACAAAUGGCCGUGGUGGUUUCGAGCGGAAGCCAGUUGGGAGCGGCCCUGCACGAAGGGGUGACGAUAUGGUCUAAGUGAUUCCAUCUAUGCUCACAAGACCUUACGAUUUUCGAAAUUAUACUAUUCAUAUACCUGUUUUACACAUGUACCUAAGGUAAUGUGUUGCACUAUUGGAGAUAUUAAUAAAGUUUGGGGCUAGUUACCUGCAAUACAAAGGUAUAUAAGGUACCUAUCGAGGAGAGUUUAAUAGAUCUACGAUAUCUAAGAUUUGACACAGUCCUUUUUCUGCUAGGCCCCCACGGAUUAUACUUAUAGUGCUGUCUACGUAAACUUAAUUGACGCACCCC